Molecule: messenger RNA, 3310 nt
Organism: Acomys russatus (golden spiny mouse)
Lineage: Eukaryota; Metazoa; Chordata; Mammalia; Rodentia; Muridae
Gene: Dnajc6
Product: DnaJ heat shock protein family (Hsp40) member C6
Exons: 20
Coding region: 373-3075 (900 amino acids)
Biological process (GO): dephosphorylation; synaptic vesicle uncoating; clathrin-dependent endocytosis
Cellular component (GO): postsynaptic density; cytoplasm; vesicle
Molecular function (GO): clathrin binding; phosphatase activity
Source: RefSeq, a predicted model, not a curated record
GCAAACCUAGGCUCCAGAUCCGGUUCCAUGCCAUGUUUUGGAAGUCGUGUUUACGUCUGCCUUCAUCCUCAUCCCUUCCGCUCCAGCAUAAGCAAAAUUAUAACCCUGCACACUGACUCCCAUGCCAUUAUCAUAGCCUGGGUGCUCCUGCGUUGAGGGACUUCGCCCCCGGGACCGCUGACUGUCUGUGAAUGACAAAUCCAAAGUCAGGGGUUGCAGAAUCAGCUGGACUUUCCUGCUGUCUUGCAGCAGACGGAAGAAACGGAGAAUGAAAGAUUCUGAAAAUAAAGUGUAAAGAUCUCUCAUCUCUGUGAUGGUGUCAACUUGGCUGGAGUGAGGAUUACCCGGAGAACUGGUGCCUCAUCUCCAGACAUGGAGCCCAGCUAUGGGGGAGGCCUCUUUGACAUGGUGAAAGGUGGCGCAGGGAGGCUGUUCAGUAACCUGAAGGACAACUUGAAAGACACCCUCAAAGAUACAUCCUCCAGAGUCAUCCAGUCUGUUAGCAGCUACACAAAGGGAGACCUAGACUUCACUUACGUCACCUCCAGAAUUAUCGUGAUGUCAUUUCCUCUGGACAAUGUUGACAUAGGAUUCAGGAAUCAAGUCGAUGACAUUCGUAGCUUUUUGGAUUCCAGACAUCUUGACCACUACACAGUAUACAACCUGUCACCGAAGUCUUACCGAACUGCCAAGUUCCACAGCCGGGUCUCAGAGUGCAGUUGGCCCAUCAGGCAGGCUCCAAGUCUACACAACCUGUUUGCUGUGUGUCGAAAUAUGUAUAACUGGCUGCUACAGAACCCCAAAAAUGUUUGCGUUGUCCACUGCUUGGAUGGACGGGCUGCAUCAUCAAUUCUGGUUGGUGCUAUGUUCAUUUUCUGUAACCUCUACUCUACUCCUGGACCUGCAGUUCGAUUGCUCUACGCAAAGCGACCAGGAAUUGGAUUGUCUCCAUCCCACAGGAGGUACUUAGGCUACAUGUGUGACCUACUUGCAGACAAGCCCUACCGCCCUCAUUUCAAGCCACUCACGAUCAAGGCAAUCACUGUCAGCCCAAUUCCCUUCUUCAAUAAACAGAGAACUGGGUGCCGCCCUUACUGUGAUGUGCUGAUCGGAGAAACUAAAAUAUAUUCAACGUGCACAGAUUUUGAACGGAUGAAGGAAUACCGUGUGCAAGAUGGGAAAAUCUUCAUCCCCCUAAACAUCACAGCCCAAGGUGACGUCAUUGUUUCCAUGUACCACUUGCGGUCAACCAUUGGGAGCCGGCUUCAGGCUAAGGUGACCAACACACAGAUAUUCCAGCUCCAGUUUCACUCUGGAUUUAUACCACUGGACACAACGGUUUUAAAGUUUACCAAGCCUGAGCUGGAUGCAUGCGAUGUACCAGAAAAAUAUCCUCAGCUGUUCCAAGUGACACUGGAUAUAGAAGUACAGCCUCAAGACAAAGUGAUCGACUUAACUCCACCAUGGGAGCACUACUGCACAAAAGAUGUGAACCCCAGCAUCCUUUUUUCCUCCCAGCAGGAGCAUCAGGAUACGCUGGCCUUAGGGGGUCAAGCUCCAGCAGAUCUCCCUCCAGACCAUCCCAGAAAUCUUGGGCAAGGUGGCUUCUUUGCCUCUCUCUGUUGGCAAGAUCAGAAAUCAGAAAAGUCGUUCUGUGAGGAGGACCACGCUGCCCUAGUGAAUCAGGAAAGCGAGCAGUCGGAUGAUGAACUACUGACCCUCUCAAGCCCGCAUGGCAAUACCAACGGCGACAAGCCGCACGGAGCAAAGAAAUCCAGCAAAAAGCACCAGGAGCCAGCUGCCCCGCCUCCCCCGGAAGAAGUGGACCUGCUGGGCCUAGAAGGGUCUGACGUGGGCACGAACUUCUCUACCCUGGCAGCUCCUCCCAGCAAUUCUGAACUGCUGAGUGACCUGUUUGGGGGUGGAGGUUCCACAGGUCCUGCCCAGGCAGGACAGGCCGGGGUGGAAGAUGUGUUUCACCCAAGUGGACCUGCGUCCGCGCAGUCCACACCACGCCGUGCUGCCACCUCCGCCUCCGCCUCGCCAACCCUAAGAGUGGGAGAAGGUGCCACCUUUGACCCUUUUGCAGCCCCAGCUAAGCCGCCAGGUCAGGAUUUGCUGGGCUCCUUUUUGAGCACAUCCAAUGCUUCCAGCGACCCCUUUCUGCAGCCCACAAGAAGUCCUUCCCCUACAGUGCAUGCUUCUAGCACACCUGCUGUGAACAUCCAGCCAGACGUUGCCGGAGGUUGGGACUGGCACACCAAACCAGGGGGUUUUGGAAUGGGAAGCAAAUCAGCCGCCACCAGCCCAACAGGCUCGUCACAUGGCACCCCUACUCAUCAGAGCAAGCCCCAGACUCUGGAUCCCUUCGCUGACCUCGGGACACUAGGUGGCUCUUCAUUUGCUAGCAAGCCCACCACACCAACAGGGUUGGGUGGAGGGUUCCCACCUCUCAGCUCACCACAGAAAGCAUCCCCCCAGCCCAUGGGUGGAGGGUGGCAACAGCCGGCCGGAUACAACUGGCAGCAGACACAGCCUAAGCCCCAGUCCGGUAUGCCUCACUCCUCCCCCCAGAACCGACCCAACUACAACGUGAGCUUCUCAGCCAUGCCUGCUGGACAGAGCGAACGUGGGAAAGGAUCUACUAACUUGGAAGGGAAACAAAAGGCGGCCGACUUUGAAGACCUACUUUCUAGUCAAGGCUUCAACGCCCACAAAGACAAAAAGGGGCCUCGAACAAUAGCAGAGAUGAGAAAGGAGGAAAUGGCUAAGGAAAUGGAUCCUGAGAAAUUGAAGAUCCUUGAAUGGAUAGAAGGCAAAGAGAGAAACAUCAGAGCCCUACUGUCCACAAUGCACACUGUGCUGUGGGCCGGGGAGACCAAAUGGAAACCUGUGGGCAUGGCAGACCUGGUAACGCCAGAGCAAGUGAAGAAAGUGUACAGGAGGGCUGUGCUGGUGGUGCACCCAGACAAGGCUACUGGGCAACCCUAUGAACAAUAUGCGAAGAUGAUUUUCAUGGAGCUGAAUGAUGCCUGGUCUGAGUUUGAAAACCAAGGCCAAAAGCCCUUGUAUUAAUUUGUGAGCUUUUCUAUGCUGGCUGCAGCCCUGUGUUAAUGCUUAGUGUUUACCACAGUUCUGAGAUUUUCACAGAUGAACCAAAAAUUCCAGUAAUGUAUUUCCAGUACUAAACUGUUAAGUUCCUCGUGAAUUCAUUUCUCAUGGUAAGGAGUGGAACGGUUAGUUCCUUGAAGUCCAUAGCACUGAGAGGGGCCCGGUGAGCUGAUCUUGCAGAAUUAUGACAUUCCAGCCU